AUGGCAUCGUUAAUUAAAGAUUUAAUAAUGAGUCCUAUUGAACCAAUGAAAAAUCUUAUAAAAAUCAUCAAAUUUAAUGGAGGCAUUCGUAAAAGCAUUUAUACAUUGUACAGAAUGGAUAGUCUUAAAUUCGGCAAAUAUGUUGGUAGGGAUCGAUAUGGAAAUAAAUAUUAUGAAAAUCCAAGAUAUUUCUUUCCAACAAAUAGAUGGGUUGUGUAUGCUGAACAUCAUGGUCUAAACUAUGAUGCAUCUCAGGGUUCUCCCGAGUGGCAAGGCUGGUUACAUCAUCGUACAGCAAAUCCACCAGAAUCCGAUAAUUUACCCCAUUGUUAUUCGUUAGAACAUAACGAAAAUAAAACAGGAACCAGAGACCAGUAUUAUCCAUAUUCUACAACCAGGCCUAAGAUUUUGAUAUGGACUCCUCCUAAACCUGUUGAACCUAAAUGCAAAAAGAAUGUAUAA
This is a messenger RNA of Ctenocephalides felis (cat flea), 462 nucleotides long. RefSeq names its product probable NADH dehydrogenase [ubiquinone] 1 alpha subcomplex subunit 12. The record is from RefSeq and is a predicted model, not a curated record. Gene Ontology annotation, cellular component: membrane. The transcript has 3 exons. NCBI's taxonomy places the organism in Eukaryota, Metazoa, Arthropoda, Insecta, Siphonaptera, Pulicidae. Gene Ontology annotation, biological process: response to oxidative stress; mitochondrial respiratory chain complex I assembly. Bases 1 to 462 code for a protein of 153 amino acids.